Messenger RNA from Anisakis simplex (herring worm), 1671 nucleotides. Lineage: Eukaryota; Metazoa; Nematoda; Chromadorea; Rhabditida; Anisakidae. The record is from the annotation of a GenBank genome assembly.
GAAGGGAUGAGUUCAACAGCAAACUCGAGUAUGUGGACAGCGGUUUCAUAUCUGAUUAUGGAGCGAGUCGAUGAUCUGCUCUACGCUGAAUUGUUGAUGUUCUCGUUUAUGUUUUCGGUGGUUAUGCGAAUGAUUUCCAAUGGGACAAUACGUGAAAUUUGUGGUGCACUGAUUGGUAUUCUAAUGGUUUAUUGGUUUGUUGGCUCGAAGCUUUUGUAUUCAUUAAUUAUUGUUUGUGCAAAUAUGGUACUUUUUACAUAUGUUAAAAACAGAUAUUUACCGCUCUAUUCAUUUCUACUGACGUUCACAUAUCUCGGUUUAUUACGUCUUAUACAUUUGUUCGGGUUUCCGCCGCUGAUCUCGCACGCUAAUGCUGUACAAUUGUUUAUGACAUUACGAUUAGUUGGACUAAGUUUCGAAAUCGAGGAUGCGAGACGAAAGAAUACGAUAAAAUGUGAUCCGAAACGUGUUCGUUUCAUAGUUGAACCAAACCCAUGGCACACUUUCUUAUAUGCCUACAAUUUUGCUGGAUUAUUUACAGGUCCAUAUUAUACGUACGCAAUGCAUCGUGACACGGUGGAUAAUGACGAUAUAAUGGAUAUUUCGGUUUGGAGUGAAAUCUUUUGGCGUCUAUGGAAUUUAGCAUGGUCAUUGCCUGCGUUCAUCAUUCUCGUCUACGCAUUCCCACUUCAGACGAUGCGCAGUGAUGAGUUCUACGAUGAGACAAUAUAUUAUCGGAUUUGGGUGAGUGGUUUAGUGUUCUUUUGGAUGCGUUGUCGAGUGUAUAGUGCUUGGAUGGUGGCCGAAUCGAUUUGUGUUCUAAACGGGAUCGGAGUAUAUCCAGAAAAUUGUUGUGCGCGUGCUGGUCAAGGACCCACUAAACUCGAUUCUUUUAAAGAAGAAAUGAAUGCCCCCGGUACGGUGUACAACUCAGAAGCUGUGCGCAACUUGGACAUUUGGUCAGUUGAAUUUGCGCCAUCUUUUCGUGCUGGAAUGCGUGCAUGGAAUCGUUCUGUACAAUAUUGGCUUGCCACUUACGUUUAUAAGCGCGUAUCGCGCGAUUUUGGAGUAUUUUUAACGAUGUUGGUAAGUGCAUAUUGGCACGGUGUUCAUCCGGGUUAUUAUCUGUCGUUCUUAACCGUACCAUUGUGCACGUUUGCUGAGGAUCAGAUUGUUUCAAUUAUGCCACACGACAAAAAUGGCAAUUUACCAUUAACCUUCACAAUAUUUUGGUAUGUGAUUCGUCAACUCGGUUUCACGCUUAUGGCAUCUGGGUUUUUGUUGCUCACCUGGCGAGACACGAUCAGAUAUUGGAAUUCUGUGCAUUAUCAUGUGCAUUGGAUCAUGGUUACAGUGAUCGUUUUUGCAUGGCUUUACAAGACACUUCUUUAUGCAGGUAUUAUGUUUGUUACGGAGAAGCUUGCAUCGAUUUUCCACUUUCAAACUUUAAAAUUCUUCGAUUAUUUUUCAUUUGUAGACGUUAAAACGAAACGAAGCAGGAACACCAACAGGAAAGAAACCGAUUCGAAUAGUAUCAAAAUGAGAAACCAUUAUAAGGCGAAUGAUGGUGGUGAUAGUUUCAAAAUUGCUAGUGAUAGUAAUACCAUUGUGACUGGUGAUGAUUCGGGUAAAGUAAGUGUUUUUGUGACUUCUUCAUUACGUUUGCCAUAA